Messenger RNA from Perkinsus marinus ATCC 50983, 2044 nucleotides. Its product is annotated as ATP-dependent transporter, putative. Lineage: Eukaryota; Perkinsozoa; Perkinsida; Perkinsidae. The record is from RefSeq and is a predicted model, not a curated record. Gene Ontology annotation, molecular function: ATP binding; ATP hydrolysis activity. The transcript has 18 exons. The coding region runs from base 33 to 1892 and encodes 619 amino acids.
AGUUGUGUUUGAUUGUUCACCGCAGUCGAGUGAUGGCAAAGAAGGACCGAAAGGUUGAGAAGAGACGUGCCAAAGCCGCGGCUAAAGCAGCAGCUGUCGAUGGGCAAAAGGAAGCAGACAAGCCGGCUGAGUACGUCGGUGGUCGCCCUACUCGAGAGGUGCUGGGGUUUGUGAGUCGGUCUGGUCCAGACGCUCCUCGAAAUCGGACACAGAAUAUGGACAUUGAGGUCACUGAUAUCAACAUGUUCGCGGGUCGUCAACAGCUCUUGAGUGGAGCCACGCUGCGGUUGGCCGAUGGUUUUAAGUACGGUUUGGUUGGCCGUAAUGGUGUGGGGAAGUCUACUUUGCUGAGAGCGGUGGCUGAACAGGAAAUUCAGAUUCCCGACUUCAUUUUCGUCAUGCACGUCGAACAGGAAAUCGCGGGAGAUGACACUCCUGUCUUGCAAGCAGUGUUACAGGCGGAUAAGGAGAGGGAAUGGCUGCUCGGGGCUGAGAAGAUGCUCCUCAAUACUGAGGUGAAGGAAGGUCAAACUGAACAGCCAACGUACAUGGGCAUAGACCUUAUGGAAGUCUACGAACGGCUCGACGAGUUGGACAGUGAGAACGCGGAGGCUCGAGCGGCUACUAUAUUGGCGGGUUUGGGGUUCGAUGCUGAAGCUCAGUCGAGGCCGACGAAGGAGUACUCUGGUGGAUGGAGGAUGCGUAUUGCCUUGGCACAGGCACUGUUCAUGACGCCCGACUUGCUUCUGUUGGACGAGCCGACGAACCAUUUAGAUGUGCCGGCUUUGACGUGGUUGGAGGAGUUCCUGGCCUCUUGGGAGAAGACUGUCAUUAUAGUCAGUCACGAUAGAGGCUUUCUCAAUCAGACGACUUCGCAUACUAUAUUCCAGCAUCGAAAGCGAUUGUGGUACUAUGGUGGUAGUUACGACACUUUCCUGAGGGUCCGAGCGGAGCACAGGGCGAAUCAGGUUGGUUGCUGUGUUGAUCUCUAUGCGAUGGAAUGUGUGUUCAGGCGGUUCGGGCACGGUAAUAAGAAGAUGGCCCGACAGGCCCAAAGCCGUAUGAAGAUGCUUUCGAAGCUCCAGGAUGAAGCUGUGGAAGUUGAUUAUGACGACCCGUACCUGCAGCUCAACUUCCCCGCUGCUGCUCCUUUGCCACCGCCUUGUAUAUCGGUACUUGAUGCUUCGUUCGGUUACACUCCUGAGAGGCCACUUUAUAAGCACCUCAACUUCGGUGUUGACUGUGAUAGUAGAGUGGCCAUUGUAGGGCCGAAUGGAGCCGGUAAGUCUACUUUUCUCAAGCUUCUGGAUGGGUCACUGGACCCCACCGAUGGAGCUGUACGGAGGCACGCCAAGCUUUCCAUUGCCCGGUUCACUCAGCAUCACGUUGAUGCACUAGACUUGUCUGUUAAUGCAGUCACUACUAUGCGGAGAGUGGACCCCGAGAUCUCCAUUGAGAACUGCCGGAAAUAUCUGGGUCACUUCGGUCUAGCUGGCGACUUGGCCCUGCAGCCUAUCGAGACGCUGAGUGGAGGUCAGAAGUCUCGAGUCAUCUUUGCCCAAAUCGCCUAUAAGCACCCUCACCUGCUGCUUAUGGAUGAGCCCACGAACCAUUUAGAUUUGGAGACUAUUGAAGGCCUUGCCCUCGCCCUGAAUAGGUUCGAAGGUGGUGUCGUUCUGGUAUCCCACGACGAGCGUCUGGUAAGCAUGGUAGCUGAUGAGCUGUGGGUGGUCAUGCCUGGCAAGAAGGAUGCCUCGUCCAAAACUGGUUGGAGACCUGGUAGUGUUACUGUUUUCGAAGGGACCUUUGAGGACUAUGUCGAUAUGCUCAAGGACGAGUUUGCGAAGAAGCAGCUUAUCGGCGGUGGUCGCAUCAAAACUCUGCGAGAGUGAAGGCCCCUCAACAACGUUCAUUGUUAAUAAUAAUAAUACUCAUUAUGAUUCUACUGCGAAUGCGUGCCUUCGCCUACCGCUAAUGCGAUACGUUAUUGGCACUAUGGCGUUGGUUACGGCAUACACCGAAAAAGUAGUUCAACGUUCCUCCU